AUGCCGGGAAGCUCCAUUAAGCGCUCCCUUGGAGUUGAGCUCACCCGGACGAUCCAAGAAUCCCGCGUGUUGCUGGUAGGCGCCGGCGGCAUCGGGUGCGAGCUGCUAAAAAACCUCGUCCUCACAGGUUUCGGCGAAAUCCACAUAAUCGACCUAGACACAAUCGAUCUUAGCAACCUGAAUCGCCAGUUUCUUUUCCGACAUGAACACAUAAAGAAGCCCAAAGCCCUGGUAGCGAAGGAGGUUGCGCAUAAAUUCCAACCCAAGGCGAAGCUAGAGGCAUACCAUGCGAACAUCAUGGAUAAGCAAUUCGAUGUCCACUGGUUCCAAUCGUUUACGAUUGUAUUCAACGCAUUGGAUAACCUCGCAGCGCGACGCCACGUCAACCAUAUGUGCUUAGCUGCAUCGGUUCCUUUAAUUGAAAGCGGCACUACGGGAUUCAACGGACAGGUCCAGGUUAUUGAGAAGGGAAAAACUGAAUGUUAUGACUGCAAUCCAAAGGAGGUGCAGAGGUCAUUUCCUAUUUGCACCGUGCGAAGUUCACCGACUCAGCCAAUACACUGCAUUGUGUGGGGAAAGAGUUACCUAUUACCUGAACUAUUUGGUGAAAGUGAAGAUAAUCCGGCAGUGUUUGAUACCUCAGAAAAUGCUGACAAUGAGCACGAGAUUGCGGAAUUGCAGCGAGAAAAGGAAGAUCUUAAAGAAAUCCGCGAGUCCAUGGGGUCCGAUGAUUUCUCAUAUAAAGUAUUCGACAAGGUAUUCAGAAAGGAUAUCGAACGGCUAAGUGGAUUGAAAGAUAUGUGGAAAGAGAGGGAACCUCCAACUGCGCUCUCCUGGGAUCAACUUUUAGAGCAAUCGUCUUCCUUGGACUCCAAAACAAUUGCCAAAUUCGACCAGAGACCCUGGUCGCAGCCUGAAGCUUUUAUUAUGUUUAAAGAAAGUUUGGAUCUACUGAGCAAGCGCUUUCAAGUGCUUCAGACAAACAGAGCACCGGAAGACUCAAUGCCAAUUCUGGAGUUCGACAAGGAUGAUGAAGAUACCCUGGACUUUGUGACUGCGACGGCUAUUUUACGCUCUGCGAUUUUCAAUAUCGAGCCCAAGUCCAAAUUCGAUACCAAACAGAUGGCUGGUAACAUCAUUCCUGCCAUUGCCACUACAAAUGCGAUGACUGCAGGGCUCUGCGUCCUUCAGUCCUUCAAGGUGCUUCAAGGCGCUCUUUCAAACGCGAUGGUCUUCCUUGAGAAAUCAGGGGUACGUGCUAUCAACACAGAGCCUUUGAAUCCUCCCAAAGAAGAUUGCACUGUAUGCUCUGCUGCAACGGGAUAUGUCAUUGUUGAUAAAAAUAGUGCAACGUUGAAUAAUAUUGUCGAAGACGUUCUCCGAUUAGAACUAGGAUAUGGCGAGGAGAUAUCGAUCUUGAAAGAUUCGGCUUUGAUAUAUGACCCUGAACUUGAGGAAAAUCUCUCAAAGAAGCUUUCCGAGCUCGGGUUUACGAAUGGCACCUCAAUUACUGUCGUCGACGAGGAUGACGAAGAUCAAGACCCUCGAGCCAAUUUGGAGCUCUUCAUCAUUGAAAGAACGGAAUCAGCCACUGGUGAUGAAAAGCCUGCUUCGCUAAAGAACACACUCACCAUUUCUCGCAAACCCAAGCCGAAUCAACAAUCUCCCCCAGAGGAGGAGAAUGGCUCCGCAAACGGUGUAGUCAACCCCGCGAAACGCAAACGCGAAGGCGAAGAUGAGGAUUUGACAAAUGGGCAUGUUGCAAAAAAGAUUGCUGGAGAACCGCCUUCCAAUACUAGUGGCAAUAAUGGGGUCAUUGUCAUAGAUGAUGACGAGGGCGCCGAGGGUAAAGGUGAAGGUGCUAUUUUGAUCGAUGAUUAG
Penicillium angulare is the source of this 1881-nucleotide messenger RNA. Its product is annotated as E1 ubiquitin-activating protein ubaB. The transcript is spliced from 10 exons. Gene Ontology annotation, molecular function: SUMO activating enzyme activity. Bases 1 to 1881 code for a protein of 626 amino acids. Gene Ontology annotation, cellular component: SUMO activating enzyme complex; cytoplasm. Gene Ontology annotation, biological process: protein sumoylation. Lineage: Eukaryota; Fungi; Ascomycota; Eurotiomycetes; Eurotiales; Aspergillaceae. The record is from RefSeq and is a predicted model, not a curated record.